AGAAGGGGCGGGGCCUGCGGGGUGAGCUCAGGCAGGCGCCGGCGAAGGAGGGCCGGGCCCCGGGCAGCGUGCAGAGCGGGCAGCGGAGGCAGCGAGGGAGGGCUGGACGGCGGGCGAGCGAGCUCAGCUCGGCUCUACUGGAGGAGGAGGGGGCGGAGGUCGGCGGGGCCACGGCGGCAAGCCUGGGAAAAGCGGAGCGAUGCUGCCGGCGGCGAGGGCCGACUACCUUGCGCCCUGGUGGGCGUCCUGGCUGCACGGGCUGCCGCACCUGAGUCUGAGCCUGCAGCCCGUGUCCAGCGCCUUCCGUCCCAAGGAUGAAGACUACCAGCAGUCCUUGGUCUUCUUGGCCCUCUGGGGAGCUGUCUUCCUGGGUCUCAACCUGGUCUUCCUUGGCAUCUACAUGAUCUGCCUGUGCUGCUGCAAGAAGGAAGAAGAGACGGAAACAAAAAGGCCCAAUUCUUGCUGCGUUACCUGGACUGCUGUGGUAGCCGGACUCAUCUGCUGUGCGGCUGUUGGCAUUGGUUUCUAUGGCAACAGUGAAACCAACGAUGGGGUUUAUCAACUGAUCUACGCCCUUGAUAAUGCUAAUCACACACUCUCGGGGAUUGACUCACUGGUCUCUGGUACCACAAGCCAGAUGAAAGUCGCCCUGGAGCAGCAUCUUGCCCGGCUGAAUGAGAUCUUUGCCAUGGAAGGCGACUACGUCCGGACCCUGAAGUUCUUGCAGCAAAUGGCAGACAAUAUUGUACUGCAGCUUAAUGGGCUUCCUAGCUGGGGAGAUGUCACCAUUGACCUGUCCCAGGUUGCCAGUGAAGUCAGCUAUGUGGAGUAUUACAGAUGGCUCUCCUACCUCCUGCUGUUCAUCCUUGACUUGGUGAUCUGCCUUAUAGCCUGCCUUGGACUUGCCAAGCACUCCAAAUGUCUGCUUAUUACGAUGCUGUGCUGUGGGCUUUUCACACUCAUUCUCAGCUGGGCUUCCUUUUCAGCAGAUGUUUCAGCAGCAGUGGGUACCAGUGACUUCUGUGUGGCUCCAGAUAAGUUCAUUGUGAACAUGACAAAAGGCGACCUCAGUGCAGAAAUUGUAAGAUACUACCUGUAUUGCAGCCAAAGUCUCACAAACCCCUUCCAGCAGGCCCUGACCAUCUACCAGCGCUCUCUGACGACCAUGCAAAUCCAGAUUCAGGGCCUCAUGAAGUUUGCAGUGCCUCUUUUCCCUACAGCUGAGAAAGACCUGCUUGCCAUACAGCAGCUCCUGAACUACUCAGAGACCAGCCUCCACCAGCUGACUGCCAUGUUGGAUUGCAGGGGCUUGCACAAGGAUUAUCUGGAUGCCUUGAUCGGGAUCUGCUACGAUGGCGUAGAAGGCUUGCUCUACCUCAUUCUCUUCUCUCUCUUGGCUGCGGUGGCCUUCUCCACCAUUAUCUGUGCCGUGCCGCGUGCAUGGAAGCACUUAGCCAGCAGGGACCGAGAUUACGAUGACAUAGAUGAAGAAGACCCCUUCAACCCUCAGGCCCAGCGUAUCGCAGCCCACAACCCAAACCGUGGGCAGCUUCGUAGUUUCUGCAGCUACAGUAGCAGCCUGGGCAGUCAGACGAGUCUCCAGCCUCCAGCUCAGACCAUCUCCAAUGCCCCCGUGUCCGAAUACAUGAACCAAGCUGUGCUCUUUGGUGGGAACCCACGCUAUGAAAACGUCCCACUGAUUGGAAGAGGAUCGCCUCCCCCCACGUAUUCUCCAAGUAUGCGAGCAACCUAUCUAUCGGUUAAUGAUGAUCACAGGCGACAGUUCGGCAGCGAAUUUCCAGCCUAGCACUCACCUUGUAGAGAAAAACCCACAAACUAUGUUGCUAUAGCGGAACCUAACCACCACCGGAGUCACAUGGACUGCAGGGGAAAGAGGGCGACCUCCCUCCACAGUGAAGUGGCGGAGAAGGGUGCUUGGAAGAGGGGCGUCAGCAGACGAAGAAGCUCACUGGCCAUCUGGAGAGUCAUCCAGGGAAGUGACCCCGUGUGCUCGACUGGCAGCUUUUCCCUCUGAGUCAUUAGUCUUCCUCUUUUGCACACAUAGGACGGGUGCCCAGGGCUUCCAUCCCCAGAGCAGAAGGCUCUGAAGUCUUCUCCUCAAAUCAUCCUCUCCUCUCUCCCUCUUUCUCCCCCUUCUUCCCAUCUGUGUGUUGUCCUCCCCAGCCUUUUUUUUGGGUGGGGGGAAUAGGAUUUGGACCGCCCUGUGUUCAUGCACAGAGAAUAAUUUCCUGUUUGGGGUUUUUCCCUGCACUGAUUUCCAGGGCAGGGAAACUCUUUUUUUGUCCGUUGAUCAUGGUGGUGUUUGGACUACCUUUUUUUU
Pogona vitticeps (central bearded dragon) is the source of this 2341-nucleotide messenger RNA. RefSeq names its product tweety family member 2 (gene TTYH2). NCBI's taxonomy places the organism in Eukaryota, Metazoa, Chordata, Lepidosauria, Squamata, Agamidae. Gene Ontology annotation, molecular function: intracellularly calcium-gated chloride channel activity; volume-sensitive chloride channel activity. Gene Ontology annotation, cellular component: plasma membrane. The record is from RefSeq and is a predicted model, not a curated record.